Pseudogymnoascus verrucosus is the source of this 1947-nucleotide messenger RNA. RefSeq lists its product as uncharacterized. The transcript is spliced from 3 exons. The record is from RefSeq and is a predicted model, not a curated record. NCBI's taxonomy places the organism in Eukaryota, Fungi, Ascomycota, Leotiomycetes, Thelebolales, Thelebolaceae. Bases 200 to 1816 code for a protein of 538 amino acids. Gene Ontology annotation, molecular function: monooxygenase activity; heme binding; oxidoreductase activity, acting on paired donors, with incorporation or reduction of molecular oxygen.
GGAUGCUUGGUUUUCAUGAGUAAUAAAAGCCUGGCUCACAGGAUAGAAGAUGAAAUUAACGAAGUGACCGAACUUACUUUCUCUCCGAAAUUUUUCAAGGAUAUAUAUUUAACCAGUCCUUCCACUCUGCGUUACUUGUCAUACAUACACAAGCUUGCACUUCUCAGAUUCUGCAUAUUGUCGCAUCUUUCCAGCCGCUAUGUUCCUCUCGUAUCCCAUGCACCUCAGCGCGACAGCGCCUCAGCUUCUUAUUGCGCUUAUUGCUGUUCCAUGCCUAUUGUUCACUGCACUCUAUUUUUACACUACCCCCAAUGUUCUGAAGGAUCGACGAAGGAGACAUCUCCCUCCGGGCCCGAGAGGGCUGCCAUUCAUCGGGAAUCUGUUGGACUUGGCAGAUUCCGAACUUGUUCGAGGGAAAGCCCAGGCAUGGGCACAGCAGUAUGGCGAAAUUUUUUACACCAAGAUCGGUGGCAGUGACUACGUGUGGCUGUCAUCCCCUAAAGUGGUAAAGGACUUGAUGGACAAAAAGUCGGCGAUCUACUCAUCUCGCUCACCUUUACCUUUGGCCCAGGACGUCGCCAGCGCAGGCCGUCGCCAACUUUUUAUGGAGUACGGGCCACGCUGGCGUUUAAUUCGAAAAUCCAGCCAUGCGUUGCUCAACUCGACAACUGCCAUCAAAUACCAGCCUGUUCAAGACUACGAGUCUAAGCAACUAAUGGUCGAGCUGUUGGAUACGCCUGGGCGAUUCUACGAACACAACAGACGUUUCUCAGCCUCGGUCAUAAUGCUCAUCACAUAUGGACAUCGGCUACCUACAUGGGAUGAUCCUCUUCUCAAGAAGAUAUACGCUGUUCUUGAUAACUUGACAGAGAUGACAGCACCAGGUGCCCACGCAGUCGACAGUUUUCCUUCGCUAGCUUACCUUCCUCAAUGGCUACUUGGAAACUGGCGAUCUUUUGGGAAAAAAGUGUUCGAUCAUGACAGUAAAGUCUAUCUCGAACUUUGGGAGAACCUAAAGAGAGAGGUGGAUGCGGGAACGGCGAGGGAUAGCUUCUGUAAAACAUUUUAUCUGAACAAUCCAGAAAAGCAGGGGAUUGACAAUCUACUCGCUGCAUACACUUGUGGUGGCCUUAUUGAGGCUGGCGCAGAGACCACUGGCACUACACUCAACAACUUUAUGCUAGCCAUGAUGAUGUUCCCUGAGGUGGUGAAAAAGGCCCAAGCAGAGAUUGAUGAAAUUGUCGGCUCUGAAAGAUUGCCAGUCUUCGAAGACGAGAAGCUGCUUCCGUAUACUAGAUCCAUUGUUAAGGAGACCCUCCGGUGGCGUGCGGUAAACAAGUUCGGUAUGAUGCAUGCAACGAGUGAGGACGACUGGUAUGAGGGUCACUUCAUUCCUAAGGGCACUGUUGCUGUCCUGAACUGGUGGGCUAUUCACAUGAACCCUGAGAUUCAUCCAAAUCCAGAAGUAUUUAAUCCGGCAAGGUACCUAGAUAAACCUCUGGCAGCGGCAGACUAUAUUAAUACCAACGAUCCAUACGAGCGCGAUCAUUUCACAUACGGCGCUGGACGGCGUGUUUGCCCUGGUGUGCAUGUUGCAGAGCGCUCUCUUUUCAUCAAUAUCGUCCGCACCCUCUGGGGAUUCAACAUUGGCAAGAAGAUGGGGCCAGAUGGCAAAUUUAUUGAGCCUGACAUGGCAAUGAUUCGAGGAUUCUUGAGCGUACCUAAGCCAUUUGAGUGUCAAAUUACGUCGCGAUCAGCCAAGCACGCAGCUGUAAUCAGGUCUUCUUUUGCUGAGGCACAGAAGAAUGGCAUAUAAUUUUACAUCAAAUCACCAAAUAUAUAUUGUAUGUUUAAUAAAACUUUUGCCACUUUUGUUUGCCUCGGUUCUAGUCACUUGGCUUUGACCAGUUACAGCAGCACGUAGGACUCAUAAAAGAACAAUAAGGA